AGAUAGCUCCAUCAGUGCGAUUGCAAUUCCUCCUCCUCCUCCUCCUCCUCCUCCUCCAUCUUCAGCUUCUGCGCAGUGAUCGCAGAGAGAGAGGGAGAGAUGGCGGACUCGCACAUGCCGAUCUCUGAAACCUUGCUGUACGUGCUGGUGAUAAUAGGGCUGGUGAGCUUCGCGGGGCUCAUGGCGGGUCUCACCCUCGGCCUCAUGUCCCUCGGCCUCGUCGACCUCGAAGUCCUCAUGAGGUCCGGUCGCCCUCGGGAACGUAUCUACGCCUCGAAGAUUUUCCCGGUGGUGAAGAAUCAACAUCUUCUGCUGUGUACACUUCUGGUUGGCAAUUCUAUGGCUAUGGAGGCUCUUCCUAUAUUCUUGGAUAAAUUGGUGCCCCCUUGGGCUGCUAUUCUGAUGUCCGUGACGCUGAUCCUCAUGUUUGGAGAGAUAUUGCCGCAAGCGGUCUGUACUCGCUAUGGAUUGAAAGUUGGUGCGUUUAUGGCACCGUUUGUUCGUGUUCUUGUUAUGCUGUUCUUCCCCAUAACUUAUCCGAUUAGUAAGGUUUUAGAUUGGAUGUUGGGCAAGGGCCACGCUGUCCUUUUGAGGAGAGCAGAGCUUAAGACCUUUGUUGAUUUUCAUGGCAAUGAGGCUGGAAAGGGUGGGGACUUAACCCACGAUGAGACUACAAUCAUCGCCGGAGCACUAGAAAUGACGGAGAAGACAGCAAAAGAUGCAAUGACUCCUAUUUCGAAGGCAUUUUCUCUUGAUCUGGAUUCAACUCUUACUUUGGACGCGUUGAAUGAAAUCAUAACCAUGGGGCACAGUAGAGUGCCAGUUUAUUCCGGUGAUCCAGCAAAUAUAAUUGGCCUUAUUUUGGUUAAAAAUCUCUUAGCUGUGGAUCCUGAUCACUCGGUUCCUCUUAGGAAAAUGAUGAUUAGGAAAAUUCCUCGGGUUUCAGAGGACAUGCCGCUAUAUGAUAUUCUGAAUACAUUUCAGAAGGGUCAUAGCCACAUUGCUGUUGUGUAUAAGGAUGUAACCAGUAAAAAGGAGCUGGCACAGGAAAGUAAGGAGGGUGAAAAUCUUGAGCUCAGGGCUAGGUUUAAGAAGAAAAAUAAAAAACCUGAGGCAUCAUCAAUAAAAGAUAAGAACGAAGUCGCUCCUACUGGCACUGCAAAUAAUCCGGGGGUUAAGCUUGGGUUUGAUGAUACUGGAAGAGCAGCUACAAAGACCGAGGAAAGUUGGGCAACGAAAAAGAGUCCACCUGCCACUCCUGCUUUUAAGAAAAGGCAUAGAGGUUGUUCUUUCUGUAUUUUGGACAUUGAGAAUGGCCCUAUUCCGGAGUUCCCCCCAAAUGAAGAGGUUGUUGGUGUUAUUACUAUGGAAGAUGUCAUCGAAGAGCUUCUUCAGGAGGAGAUACUGGAUGAGACUGAUGAAUAUGUCAAUAUCCACAAUAAGAUUAAAGUAAAUAUGCAUGCUAUUCCAGAAAAGGCUCCGAAUUCAAGUUCAUUAAAUGCUUCUUCUUUGGAGUCCUCAACGACGAGCACGCCUUCUGCGAUCUCUCCUCGCUUGGCAGUUGCAGGAUCUACGACAACACUCUCGGUAUCAAACAGUAAUUCCUUAACCGGUUCCCCAACGACAAGCUAAUAUUAAGCCAGUCUCGUAAAACUGUAGUUAAACGUAGAUGUGGGUACAACAGUAGUGAGAAGUGAGACGGUUGGAAAUUGUUAAUGAUGUAAUCUAAAUGAGUAUUGUCGGUGACAGUAUGAGAAUGGUCACCGAUGCGGUAACAUUCCUGUAUUAGUCCUAGCUACUCCUCUGGGCGUUACCAUCCAUGUACGGAAGGUUUGGUUUGAUUAUAGCUAUCGGCAUGCUAAAAGUCGUGAAAUUUCUUUUUCCCA
This is a messenger RNA of Syzygium oleosum, 1886 nucleotides long. Its product is annotated as DUF21 domain-containing protein At1g47330. Bases 100 to 1632 code for a protein of 510 amino acids. Gene Ontology annotation, biological process: magnesium ion homeostasis. Lineage: Eukaryota; Viridiplantae; Streptophyta; Magnoliopsida; Myrtales; Myrtaceae. The record is from RefSeq and is a predicted model, not a curated record. The transcript has 12 exons. Gene Ontology annotation, cellular component: intracellular membrane-bounded organelle.